CUUAUCACACACCGUAGAAUCCACACUGGAGAGAUGCCCUACACAUGCUCUGAGUGUGGGAAAAGCUUCAAUCAGAGCUCACACCUUAUCACACAUCGUAGAAUCCACACAGGAGAGCUGCCCUACACAUGCUCGGAGUGUGGGAAAAGCUUCAGUUGCAGCUCAAAGCUUAUCACACACCGUAGAAUCCACACUGGAGAGACGCCCUACACGUGCUCUGAGUGUGGGAAAAGCUUCAAUCAGAGCUCACACCUUAUCACACAUUGUAGAAUCCACACAGGAGAGCUGCCCUACACAUGCUCUGAGUGUGGGAAAAGCUUCAGUCGGAGAUCAACCCUUAUCAAACAUCAUAGAAUCCACACAGGAGAGAAGCCCCACACAUGCUCGGAAUGUGGGAAAAGCUUCAGUUGGAGCUCAGACCUUAUCACACAUUGUAGAAUCCACACUGGAGAGACGCCCUACGCAUGCUCUGAGUGCGGGAAACGCUUCAAUCGGAGCUCAGACCUUAUUAAACAUCGUAGAAUCCACACCGGAGAGACGCCCUACACAUGCUCUGAGUGCGGGAAAAGCUUCAAACGGAGCUCAGACCUUAUCGUACAUCAGAGAAUCCACACCGGAGAGACACCCUACACAUGCUCUGAGUGCGGGAAAAGCUUCAAUCGGAGCUCAAAUCUUAUCGUACAUCAGAGAAUCCACACGAGAGACACCCUGCACAGGCCCUAUGAAUGCAGUGAGUGUGGAAAAUGCUUCACUGACAGCUCAUCCCUUUCUCGACAUCAGAGAAUCCACACAGGGGAGAGGCCCUAUGCAUGCAGUGAGUGUGGAAAAUGCUUCACUGACAGCUCAGCCCUUUCUCAACAUCAGAGAAUCCACACAGGGGAGAGGCCUUAUGAAUGCAGUGAGUGUGGGAAAAACUUCAGUAGCAGCUCAAACCUUCUUGCCCAUCAGAGAAUCCACACAGGGGAGAGGCCCUAUGAAUGCAGUGAGUGUGGGAAAAACUUCAGUAGCAGCUCAAACCUUCUUGCCCAUCAGAGAAUCCACACAGGGGAGAGGCCCUAUGAAUGCACUGAGUGUGGAAAAUCCUUCACUGACAGCUCAUCCCUUUCUCAACAUCAGAGAAUCCACACAGGGGAGAGGCCUUAUGAAUGCAGUGAGUGUGGUAAAUGCUUCACUAGCAGCUCAGGCCUUUCUCAACAUCAGAGAAUCCACACAGGGGAGAGGCCCUAUGAAUGCAGUGAGUGUGGGAAAUGCUUCACUGACAGCUCAGCCCUUUCUCAACAUCAGAGAAUCCACACAGGGGAGAGGCCCUAUGAAUGCAGUGAGUGUGGGAAAACCUUUAUUACCAGCUCACACCUUAUUAGGCAUCAGAGAAUCCACACAGGGAAGAGGCCCUAUGAAUGCAGUGAGUGCGGGAAAACCUUCAGUCGCUGUUCACACCUUAUUAGGCAUCAGAGAAUCCACACAGGGAAGAGGCCCUAUGAAUGCAGUGAGUGUGGGAAAACCUUCAAUCGCAGCUCAAACCUUCUUACCCAUCAGAGAAUCCACACAGGGGAGAGGCCCUAUGAAUGCAGUGAGUGUGGAAAAUGCUUCACUCACAGAUCAUACCUUAUUAGGCAUCAGAGAAUCCACACAGGGGAGAGGCCCUAUGAAUGCAGUGAGUGUGGAAAAUGCUUCACUGACAGCUCAGCCCUUUCUCAACAUCAGAGAAUCCACACAGGGGAGAGGCCCUAUGAAUGCAGUGAAUGUGGGGGAAAAUUCAGUCGCAGCUCAGACCUUAUUACACAUCAGAGAAUCCACACAGGGGAGAGGCCCUAU
Messenger RNA from Mauremys reevesii (Reeves's turtle), 1815 nucleotides. RefSeq names its product zinc finger protein 850-like. Gene Ontology annotation, biological process: negative regulation of transcription by RNA polymerase II. NCBI's taxonomy places the organism in Eukaryota, Metazoa, Chordata, Testudines, Geoemydidae. The annotation marks the transcript as partial. The record is from RefSeq and is a predicted model, not a curated record. The transcript has 2 exons. Gene Ontology annotation, molecular function: DNA-binding transcription repressor activity, RNA polymerase II-specific.